GCAUUUUACAAUUUUUAAUAAAACAUUGUGUUGUUGAUUGUAUUUGAAAAUCUGUUAGUCAUUUGCUCAUUGUAGUUGCAUGUUCCAGCUGUGCAGCACCGUCAUUGUAAAAGUUUUUCUUGCCACUGCUCUGCAUUCAAGGCAUUUUAAUGAUUUAUUGAAUGUCAGGUCCCUUCAUUUGACUUACCUUUAAAUUACAGGGGGCUUUGUGACACAAAGUAUCAAUAUUGAUCAGGUAUAAAGUUUUGAAAUAUGUACCAGUUACAGUGGCUUGCAAAAUAGAUUCUAAGUUUGAAUUAAGUUUGAAACUCUUUCAAGGUACUAACUUAGCUGAAGUAUAAUAAUAAUAAUAAUAAUAAUAAUAAUAAUACUUCUGAUACAAAUGCGGCUGUAAGGCCCAACUGUUGUGUCACUUUGUACUGCCUAAGGGACAGUGGACAGCGACACAGUACUCCACCACAGUUCACCAUGCUAUGCUGGAGUCACUGGGACAUGGACAUCAUCAUCAUGCCUCCAUCCAUCUUCGUCUGAGCCUACUAGCCUAGCUUUGGCAUUCUUGCACAUUAGCUCAGCGCCACCCUGGAUAUUUGCAUUCAAGGAUUUUUUUUUUUUCCCCCUUGGAAUGAUCUUGGAGCAAAUCAAGUCACGAGAAUUCCACGACGACGUUCACCGGCGGCGCACAAUCACGCGGCUGCACGGAGCGCGUCGCUCUGUAAACCGCCACGCUGCUUUCGCUCCAGCGCCAUCUACUUCCAGAAAAUGGCUGAAACGGGCGCUUUAGAGGGACACGUCCUGCUUCGCAUGUGAAUCAUGUCGAGAGAGGCGCGACGGACAUGACGGUUCGGGGCGCAGCGCGCAGCGCGCAGCGCCGUUUGCGUUUCCUGACAACGAGCGGCGCUCCGUCACGCGGUGAGACAAGGAAGGAGGAGGAGGAGGAAUCGAGGCUGCGAUACGGGAGCAGCGGCCCCUUCUUCUCCUGCCGGGGUCCAGGGGGACACGCACGGUGAGAAAGCCUGAGAGUGAGAUCGAGUCGUCACGGUCAGCAGGAUUCUUUCGUUAUAAGACUCCGAGUGACUGCGAAGAGCUAAGCCAUGAACUUGACUGAUGCGUGCUUUAACCACCUAGUGGCUCGUUUUUUUGAAUGGCAAACCGUUAAGCCAAUUGCAAUAAGGAGGAGAUGCAUUUCCGCACCGUGUUUAUUUUCGACACCUCGGGAGAAUAAGAGGACGCAACGCCGGAGCGCGUAGAGAGCGGCGACCCGAGCGCGAGGCUCUCGCAUUCAUCCGGGGACACUGACUGACUGCCAGAGUGGGCUGGCUGGCUGGCUGGCUGGCUGGCUGGGCGCCUCGGACCCUGUCACGGCAGGAGCCCCCCCGAACACGAAGUAAACACUCGAGCUCACACAGCCAUCGUGGAUUUGCUAAGCACCGUGCGUCCGAUGGCGUCUCCGCUCGGCUGAGAUGUUGGUGUCGAGCGUAAAGCGCUGUGUGGUGGCGCUUCACCGGCCCCGGCGCUGAUCGCGCGCUUUCAGCACCCUGGUCCUGGACAGCGGCUCGACUCGGCUCGGCUCGGCUCGGCGCGGCUCGGCUCGGUGCCCCGCCGCACGCGCGGGGAAGCCCGCCGUCACCCCCGAUGUCUCCUUUCACUUGCCGCGGCGCUGCCUUCUCGCCGUCCCGUUAGUCGGGGACACUCGGUGACAUUCGCGCGAAUGAUGAGGCUCGCGCUGCGGGUCCUGUUCCGAGUAGUAGCAGCGUGGGUGCGCGUCCACUGCUACACUGCCGAGGAUAGCAGUCUGCACACCGCAAGGGACACAUCAUCACCGUCACCAUCACCAUCAUCAUCAUCAUCAUCUUCGCCACUGGGCGAGGGGGAGCACCGUUUCACUCAGCAAUGUGAAUCACGAAAGGUCCAUUUUGUGAAAUGUAUGAUGCGUCUUUCUUGUGUGACGAAUUCUGGAGUUAGAAUCAGGUGAAAUUGUGUGGAACAUCAGCCCUUGUCCUCACCCAUCAACAUGACCAACCCAGAGGCCUCCCAGCAGCCUGGGGUGUCAGACCUAGAGAUCAUCUCACAGCAGGUGGAGGAUGAGAACCAGUGCAUUGCUCCAGUCCAGCUGGUCAGCUUUGCCUACAGGGACCUCCCGCUAGCAGGCCUGGACCUCUCCCUUGCAGGGUCCCAGCUCCUGUCCAACAUUGAUGAAGAGGACACCAGAGAAGGGUCCAACUGGCUGAAGCCAUGCUGCGGGCGACGGGUAGCACUGUGGCAAGUCUGUUUGCUGAGUGCAGGCUUCAACUGCUUUUUGGUGGCCUGUGUGGUCAUUGUGGUGAUGUUCCUGGCCUUGGAGCUUCUCAUAGACACCAAGCUUCUCCAGUUUACGAACGCCUCCCAGUUUGCCAGCAUCAUCCACUGGAUAAGCCUUGUUAUCCUUUCGGUGUUCUUCUCGGAGACUGUGUUCAGGAUUGUUGUCCUGGGGAUCUGGGAUUACAUUGAGAACAAAGUUGAGGUGUUUGAUGGCGCAGUCAUCGUCCUCUCCCUGGCCCCAAUGGUGGCCUCCACCGUUGCCAAUGGACCCAGCAGCCCGUGGGAUGCCAUCAGUCUCAUCAUCACCCUGCGCAUCUGGAGGGUCAAAAGGAUCAUUGAUGCCUAUGUCCUCCAGGUGAAGGUGGAGAUGGAGCUGGAGAUCCAGCAGUACGAGAAGGCCAAGGCUGUGCGGGAGGACCACCUGGAACGCCUGACCCAGAUCUGUCAGGAACAGGCGUUUGAGAUCCGCCAGCUGCGGGCUCACCUGGCACAGCAGGACCUGGACCUUGCUGCGGAGCGAGAGGCAGCCAUGCAGAUCCACCAUGUGUGGGGCAAGCAGAGCAGUAACUUUCAGGUGGUGGAGGGUCUGCCCCCUGGGGAGUCUGACGAUGAGGGCCACGGCAACAUCCGAGAAGCUCCGCCCCCGGCUGAUCCCGUCAUUCGAGAUGAUAUGAACAACUACAUCAGCCAGUAUUAUAGUGAGCCCAGCAGUGAUGUGGGAGUUCCGGAUGCAGGUGCGCACAUCAUUACUACGACAGCCAUCGACGUGCACCUGCCCAAUAACCCCAAACACCUGUCGUCAGCCCUGCUGAGCGUGGAGCCCCCCGGCCGCCUGGACCGGGUGGGCAGCUCGGUGAGUGACGCUUCCACCACGGUGUCACACUCAGGAUGCAGCUUCACCACGCACAAUGAGAGCGCGAGCAGCCAGACGCUGGGCUCCUCCACCGACAGCACGGCCCGCGAGGCCUCAGCGGGCAGCCCCAACUGCCCCUUUCCGCUGGCGCAGGAGCUGCGCCACCCCAGCACCGUGGUGCAGGAGCUGCUCUCCUCCCUGUCUGAGGACUCCUGCCUAACUCAGAAGGGCCUGGACCCAGUCAACCUCAAGCUGCCCAGCCCCGCUGGCUCGGCCAAAACCAGCCCCGAGCUGGAUCACAGGGUCAACAUCUACAACAAGAAGAACCAGGAAAGCCACAGCGUGUUCCAGACCAAGCCAGUGAUACAUCUGCAGGGCCGCAAGGCCUCGCUGGAGGAGAAGUACAGAUUCCUGGAGCCCGCCAAUGCUCCGGUCGGCCACCUACCCGACACAUAGUCGACGGAAACCUGCGCUUGCAUCAGCGUAAGCAGCCUUCCUUUCAGCCAGCACUAUCAAACCAUCUUGCGUCAGAAACUAAUGCGAGUGAUGUACUCCUGCUGACCUGUUCGCGCUCAUCCUUUCGCGUGGAGCUAUAGACACACCCACCCGCCCCUCGUCUCUGAAACUCUUUGGUAACCGCAUAGGGUGCUCCGAGGCCAAAUCGCACAACUGUCCCUGUGGCGGACAACAGGAAGAGGCAUUUUAAGAACCAGCAUUGAACAAUCAUCAGGAAUUUCCAAUGUGAAAUAGUCCCAAUGUGGAAAUCAUAUUACCAGCAGGGGACCUGCUCGAGCUUUUACACAACAUCGUAUUCAAACAGUGUGAACGAUAACGAGACUGCUUUUACACAUAAUAAUUUUUCUUUCACGUGGGUUUAAAACUGUUACGUAGGGAGAGGUUCAGCGGGCGGGAUUCUUUUUUUAUUUGUAAGAAAUAUGAGAAUAUACAGUCUUCUCUGACAUGGCUACUGCAGGGUUGUUUGAUUGGAUGAGUUGUAUUCACUGUAAAUUUCUUACCUUUGUCUUUCUACAUUAAAGAUGAGGACGUUUGUACUCGUAUAGAAGGAAAUUGCUCUUUUCGGUAUUUUUAAAACCAGGAGAGCAGAUGAUUGCGAUGAAUGACUUAAAACAUUUCUUGAAUUUUGUUGGAGAAAUACUGUAAAACCGAAUGAUGUUCUGGAAUGGAAUGCUUGUAGCAUGAACCUUUAAAAAGAUCAGCUUUCUAAAUAUGGCAAACUAAUCCUGUGCACUUUAAUGUUUACAGACGUUUUAUAUACUGACCAUGGAGGGAGUGAAUUGAAGACUGCAGUUGUUGUCAUUUGAUUAAAAGUUAAGUUUAUUAAAUAAUGGGAAAUGGUAACUACUCAGUUGUUUUCUAUUGAUUAUAAACAUUGAUGUUGAACAGCGCGUACGAUUUCCAUGUAAGUUUUGUUCUGAGCACACAGCCAUGACUUAUAGCCUAUUCCGGCAAGAAGACAUACAUGCAAAUCUUGACGGUUCUUUCGUAUCACACAAGGAUUUUAUUGUUUGGCAGACAGAAGUUUUUCCCC
Molecule: messenger RNA, 4700 nt
Organism: Scleropages formosus (Asian bonytongue)
Lineage: Eukaryota; Metazoa; Chordata; Actinopteri; Osteoglossiformes; Osteoglossidae
Gene: tmem266
Product: transmembrane protein 266
Exons: 11
Coding region: 2012-3607 (531 amino acids)
Biological process (GO): transmembrane transport; monoatomic ion transport
Cellular component (GO): plasma membrane; dendrite
Molecular function (GO): voltage-gated channel activity; monoatomic ion channel activity
Source: RefSeq, a predicted model, not a curated record